UUUUUCAUUUUUCUUCUUCUUUUUCGUAUUGAUCUUCUAGAGCCUUCUUCUUAUCUCAGAAGCAGCGUAAUCUUCCUCUUCAAUGUUGCUGCUAUUUGAACCCUAACCACGAACACUCUCUUAUCCUCUGUCUCAAAUCUUCCAAAAUCGUUUUUUCAUUUCUCGAAUUUCCAUCCACUCCUCAUUUUCCAUUUCCACUUCGGUUUAUGCUUUUUCAGGAUCUGAAUAAGCCCUAGCCUUUUGCUUGUAAAAAAUCAAAGGCGCUCUCUCUCUUCCUCGAGGAUCGUAGGGUUCCGAUUCUCGUUCUGAUUUGAAGAUGGAACCGCCAGUUGUCAGAUCGAGAGGUCGCCCGAGGAAACGGAGAAGAAAAGAGGAUGAAGAUGAAGGAAAAACGGUUCCUGAUGCGAAAGGGCUAGCUGUGGGGACAAGACCGAUAGCAUUGGUUGGACGAUACGUGCUGAAAGAGUUUCCUAGAAAUGGAGUUUUUCUCGGGAAAGUUGCGUAUUACGAGAGUGGGUUGUAUAGAGUCAAUUACGAGGAUGGUGAUUACGAGGAUUUAGAUAGCGGUGAGGUUCGUCCGAUACUUCUCAAUGAUGGUGAUUUCGAUGAUGAUUUAGCUCGGAGGAGGGGAAAAUUAGAGGAAUUAAUGUUGCAGAAGAGUGAAAAGGUCGCAGAUAUGUCGGAGAAGGGUUCUGUUGACUCGAACAAAGAGGUAUCCGCGGUUGAUGUGCCUGCUUCGAGUGAAUUGAACGAUGGGUUAUCGAUUGAAAACAAUGAGGAAGAUGAUGACGAAGCUGAUGUUGAUUCGUCAAGGGAUAGUGAGUCUGAUUCCGAGACACCGCCUGUGCCGCCGCCAUUGCAGUUGCCGCCGUCUUCGGGAACUAUUGGCGUGCCCGAGCCAUAUGUCUCACACCUCUUUUCUGUUUAUGGAUUCUUAAGAUCAUUCAGCACUCGCUUGUUUCUACUACCGUUUACUUUGGAUGAGUUUGUUGGUUCUCUUAAUUGCCGAGUUUCAAACACAUUGUUUGACGCCGUUCAUGUUUCCCUAAUGCGGGCAUUGAGGCAUCGUCUUGAAACCCUUUCAUCUGAGGGCUCGGAGCUUGCAUCACACUGCCUUAGGUGCAAUGAUUGGAGCUUGCUCGAUACAUUGACUUGGCCUGUUUUUGUGAUUCAGUAUUUAUUAGUUAGUGGAUACACAAAAGGACCUGAAUGGAAAGGAUUUUAUGACGAGAUUAUUAGUGGCGAGUAUUAUUUAUUGCCUGUAAGUAGGAAGUUAGUGAUAUUGCAAAUUCUCUGUGAUGAUGUUUUGGAAUCUGAUGAGCUAAAAGCUGAAAUGAACAUGCGUGAAGAAUCAGAGGUUGGGAUGGAUUAUGAUGCCGAGGAUAUACUUCCUGCAGAAAUGGGGACUAGAAGAGUCCAUCCAAGAUAUGCCAAGACUUCUGCCUGCAACGAUAAAGAAGCUAUGCAGUUUGUUCCAGCAUCAAAUGCUGUGAGCCAACCUGGUAACUCUCUUUCAUAUUUCAGAGACACUAAAAGUACCGAGGAUGGUGAUGUUGAUAGAAAUGGAGAUGAAUGUCGCCUCUGCGGUAUGGAUGGGACCCUGCUUUGUUGUGAUGGGUGUCCUUCUGCUUAUCAUUCAAGGUGUAUUGGUGUGAUGAAAAUGUUUAUACCAGAAGGGCCAUGGUAUUGUCCAGAGUGCAAAAUUAAUAUGACCGGGCCAACAAUUGCAAAGGGAACAGCACUUAAAGGGGCUGAAAUAUUUGGAAUGGAUUUGUAUGGGCAACUCUUCAUUGGUACUUGUGACCACUUACUUGUGCUCAAUAUUGACAAUGAUGAAUUUCAUCUUAAAUAUUACAAUCAGAAUGACAUUCCUAAAGUUCUCCAAGUGCUUUGUGAUUCUAUGCAGCAUAGACCAAUAUACUAUGGUAUUUGCAUGGCAGUCUUACGAUAUUGGAAUGUUCCAGAAAAUUUCUUGCCUCUUUCUGUUUCAACUGGAACAAUUGUAAACUCAGCAAGUAUAAAAGAAGAGACAAAGUUCUCUACUUCAUUACUUCCUCCUUUGGGUGAAGACAACCAUAAACCUGUUAGUUUGGGGAAGGGAGAGUACCCUCUAACUACUGUGAGUUUGAUUCAUACUGAUAAUAUGGUGCCAUCUCUCUAUGCUUCAUCAGUUACCACCCAAAGUCCUGCUCCUGAAAGUAGUGUCAGUGCUUGCAGUAAAGAGCAUCCUACUGUGGAUACGAAGAUUCCUGAGGAAACUAGGAUGGAGUCAGUCAUCUCUGCUGGUUCUGUUUCUGUUAGUUACCAGUCUGAUGUGAGCUAUCGAAGUUCUCUUAAUAGGCCAACUACAGUAGAUCCUGCUAAGUGUGCUUUGGUAAACAGCCGAACUAAUUAUUAUGGCCAUGCAAAUGAUAUGGGGUUGCCUAUGAGUUUUUCGUUGCAAACCAAAGAAAGUACUCAAGCUGGUUUUGGAAAAUCUGAAGGCAAUGUAACCAAUGAUUUUGGAUACAUGGGUUUCUCUUAUAAACCUCAGUCAUACAUUAAUUACUACAUGCAUGGUGAUUUUGCUGCAUCUGCAGCUGCUAAAUUUGCCGUUCUUUCUUCAGAGGAAUCCAGGUCGGAGGGCCAUAUUUCCGACAAUCAGAAGAAAACUGCAUCUGGAAACACUUAUUUGCAAGCAAAAGCGUUCUCACUAACUGCUUCACGCUUCUUUUGGCCAAGUUCUGAAAAGAAGCUUGUGGAGGUUCCAAGAGAGAGGUGUGGCUGGUGCUUUUCUUGUAAAGCUCCUGUUUCGAGUAAGAGAGGAUGCAUGUUAAAUCAUGCUGCUCUAAGUGUCACAAAAAGUGCUAUGAAAAUCUUUGCUGGUUUUUCUCCUAUAAGGAGUGGAGAGGGAAUUCUUCCUAGCAUUGCAACUUACAUUAUAUACAUGGAGGAAUGUCUACGUGGCUUAAUAGUUGGGCCCUUCCUAACUGCAAGCUACAAAAAGCAAUGGCGUAACCGAGUGGAACAAGCCACAACAUUUAGUGCAAUCAAGCCACUUUUACUUAAACUUGAGGAGAACAUUCGUAUGAUUGCUUUUUGUGGGGACUGGAUUAAGCUGGUGGAUGAUUGGUUGGUUCGAUUCUCCGUAAUACAAAAUGCUGCACCUUCUCUUGGAACAACUCAGAAACGUGUACCUAGUGGAAGGCGUUACAAGAAGCGGUCAGCUGCUGAUGAAGCUACAGCUGAUGGUUGCCAUGAAAACUUUGUGUGGUGGCGUGGUAGCAAAUUCACCAAAUUUAUAUUCCAGAAAGCAGUUUUGCCAAAAUCCAUGGUAAAAAAAGCAGCUCGCCAAGGUGGUUGGAGGAAAAUUUCUGGUAUAUUGUAUGCUGAUGGCUCUGAAAUCCCUAAAAGAAGCAGACAGCUGGUUUGGAGAGUUGCAGUUCAAAUGAGUAGGAAUGCAUCGCAGCUGGCACUUCAGGUCAGAUAUCUAGAUUUUUAUCUCAGAUGGAGUGAUCUGAUUCGUCCGGAGCAGAACAUCCAGGAUGGAAAAGGUCAAGAGACUGAAGCUUCUGCUUUCAGAAAUGCAAAUAUUUGUGACAGAAAACUUGUAGAGGGAAAAAGUUGUUAUGGAAUAGCUUUUGGGAAUCAAAAGCAUCUUCCUUCUCGGGUGAUGAAAAGUGUUGUUGAAAUAGAGCAAGGUCCAGAAGGAAAGGAAAAGUAUUGGUUUUCUGAAACUCGCAUUCCUUUAUAUUUGAUAAAAGAAUACGAGGAAGGUAAUAAAAAAGUACCGUCUGAUGAAGAGCACCUGAGUGUUGCACCUCAGUUGUCCAGAAGGAAGUUGAAAGCUACCUGCAAGGACAUAUUUUUUUACCUUACCUGCAAGAGAGACAACUUGGUCAUGCUCUCGUGUUCUGUGUGUCUGAAGGGUGUUUUAAUUCGGAAUGCUCACAAGUGCAAUGCAUGCCAAGGUUAUUGUCAUGAGGGCUGUUCCAUGAGUUCAGCAGUCUCUGGAAAUGGAGGUGAGUACUUGACCACAUGCAAGCAAUGUUACCAUGCCAAAUUACUUUCUCUGAAAGAGACUAGUAAUGAAUCUCCAACCAGUCCCUUACUCUUACAAGGACGACAAAAUAGCUCUCGGACAGUUUUGAAGGGACCAGGGUCUAAAUGUCAUGAUGAAACACUGAAAUCUGCCAGGACAAAGGCUAGUCAUACUGACAUGAAUCAAGUUACUUCUAUGACAGUUUUGAAGGGGCCAAGGCCUAAAUUUUAUGAUCAAGCACUGACUUCUACCAGGACUAAGGAUAGUCCUGCUGACAUGAAACAAGUUGCUUCUGAUUCCACUUUGGCAGCAAAAAGCCGUCGCAAGAAUUGUUCUUGGGGUAUUAUAUGGAAAAAGAAAAAUAAUGAAAGUACAGACAUUGAUUUCAGGCUCAAAAACAUACUUUUAAAGGGAGGUUCAGGCAUGCCUCAAUUGGAACCUGUUUGUCACUUGUGCCGUCAGCCAUAUAGAUCUGAUUUGAUGUAUAUUCGCUGUGAGACAUGCCAACAUUGGUAUCAUGCUGAAGCUGUUGAGCUUGAAGAAUCCAAAAUUUUUUGUGUGUUGGGCUUCAAAUGUUGCAAGUGUCGCAGGAUAAAAUCACCUGUGUGUCCUUACUCUGAUUUGAAGCUUAAGACUCAGGAGGGCAAGAAAUCACACACAAGGGCUUCAAAGAAAGAGCAUUCUGGAGCAGAUUCUGAUUCCGGAACAUUUUCUGAUGUUAAAGAGUGUGAAGCUGCUACUCCUGUCUUUCCUGUAGAGGAUGAUCCUCUGCUUUUCUCUCUUUCAAGUGUUGAGCUGAUUACAGAACCCAAGUUAGAUGUAGAUGUUGAGUGGAACACUGUCUCUGGGCCAGUGCCUCAGAAACUACCAGUGAGAAGGCAUGUUAAGGUUGAGGGGGAUGAUGAUGGUUCUUUUGGAGGUAAACCUUCACAUGCUGAAUUCUCAACACACAAUGAAGCAGGUAAUCUGUCCAAAUCUACAGAGGUGUUAUCACCUUUAGAAUAUGACUCUGCUGUGCGCUUUGACAAUGAUCUGCUGAUUGACUCUGAAAGUUUAAAUUGUGAAUACACGGAGUUUGAACCCCAUACCUACUUCUCUGUAACGGAAUUGCUGCACCCAGGUGAUGGUGGCCAGUUUGAGGAAGUUGAUGUGUCUGGGGACUUGUCAGGAUAUUUGGAAAAUUCUUCUACCCUUGUUCCUGAAGAAUAUGGGGGUUUUAGUUUAGUUGAUAAAUCAGAUUCUGCAAUUUCCUUACAAGACAGUGUUUAUAGUUGUUGGAAGUGUUCUCAAAUGGAACCAGCCCCUGAUCUCUGUUGUGAGAUUUGUGGGAUUUUGAUUCAUAGCCAGUGUUCACCCUGGGUUGAAUCACCAUCCAGGCUUGGAAGUUGGAGGUGUGGGAAUUGCCGUGAAUGGCAAUAGUUGAUUGAUUGACUGGUCAUCCUGUUGAGCUAUUUUGCUGUUGAAUCUUGGAAGCUCUCUUGGGCGUAGGCGGUGCAAGUCUUUGAGAAGUAAUUUUACAAUAAUAAUCACGCGAGCUGGGUCAAUUAGGGUGCAUAAUUGGUUUCAGGUAGCUCACCAUGGACGAGUUGAAUUCAUAACUGUGGAGCUUGGGGUCAAAUUUAUGUUGUGCACCUUCAGAGGUUAAUUGGCUUCUGCCAGUGUUGUCAUGGUUUACUGCUUACGGUUCACAUAAAUGAUUGCUGCUUCCUCGGUACCUAGUGGACCCAGUUUUUCCAAAUCGAGUGAUAUGGUGUGAUUGUUUGUCAACUUGCAGUUGUUGGAUUGGUUGAUUCUCUGGAAUCAUGGGAUAUCGGCUGAUUUUAUCACCUAGUCAAGUAUGGGAUUGUUUUUCCCAUUUCACAAUUCACAGAAAUAUGCUGAUAUGAGAUAAGCAGGUAUUUUUUAUGAUGCUUAUCUGACAGAAUUAUUUGUAUAGAUUACAAUUAUCAUUUUUUUUGUUGAGUUCCGUCAAAAUUAAGAAGCUUCACUCAAUUGAAAAAGAAGCUUCUAUACUGCUCCAUUCAUAUUACUCGUAGCGAAGGCGCUUUAGGAUCAGUGCUAUUCUCAAUAUUAUCAGAUGUUAUUAAAUGAUUUUUGUCAUAUACUCCAUCUAGCGAACAAGGCUUGCGUUAAUGUUUUAGGUUAGUAGCUCACAGUUCGCACCCGAACCAGACCUUAGUAAUGAAAGCAUUUAUAGCUGCUAAUUGUAUAACUCGUACCGCUGAAUUGAACAUG
Messenger RNA from Gastrolobium bilobum, 6256 nucleotides. Its product is annotated as DDT domain-containing protein PTM-like. The record is from RefSeq and is a predicted model, not a curated record. The coding region runs from base 317 to 5440 and encodes 1707 amino acids. The transcript is spliced from 9 exons. Lineage: Eukaryota; Viridiplantae; Streptophyta; Magnoliopsida; Fabales; Fabaceae.